Blastomyces gilchristii SLH14081 is the source of this 267-nucleotide messenger RNA. RefSeq lists its product as uncharacterized. The record is from RefSeq and is a predicted model, not a curated record. NCBI's taxonomy places the organism in Eukaryota, Fungi, Ascomycota, Eurotiomycetes, Onygenales, Ajellomycetaceae. The transcript is spliced from 2 exons. Bases 1 to 267 code for a protein of 88 amino acids.
AUGUGGAGAAGAGUUCAAGCUAAAAACCGAGAGAUACACCUUAACGAUGACCAAGUGAGUGUUCUGGGAAAGCUCCCUGAUCCAUGGUGGUCACAAUGGGAGUCCAGAGCGGAUUUUUUUAAUGAGGAUGCAACUAUUGAUAUCACGACUGGUGCUCCUUUCCAAGAUAGCCUGGAAGAACGGCACGAUUGGUUCGUUAAUGCGGCUCGGCGGCGAUCAGAUAUGGAAGAGCAGGGGAGGAUGAGAAGAAGGCUUUUCUGCAUAUGA